UGCACAACCACACACGUUGUUUCCAAGGUUGUUUCUGUUUACAAUUUUAUGCAACUUUCAUGCUUUGUGCUUAUUUCCUGAAAAGUUAUGUAUUUGAGCUUUUGCAGUUCAUCAAUAUGAUUUCUGUCUGAUGUUUUUUAAUUAUAAGUUUUUAUUCCUUCCUGGAUUCAGUUUAGUACAGAAAACAACUAGUUUUCUUCCCCUUCUCAAUUAUGUCUCGAAUUAUUAUCAAAAACCUGCCAUCCACGGUGACAGAGAAGAAACUGCGAGAAGUUUUUGGUGAAAAAGGUGACAUCACAGAUUGCCAGUUAAAAUAUAAUAAAGCUGGUGUUUUCCGAAAAUUUGCAUUUAUUGGAUACAAAACAGAAGAAGCUGCUCAAGCUGCUAAAGAAUAUUUCAAUAAUACAUUCAUAAAUACAUCUAGAAUUCAAGUAGAAAUUUCUACAAAUUUAAGUGAUCCUAACAAACCAAAAUCUUGGAAAGCACUUCUUCAGGAGAAGACUGACAUAAAAAAGAAAUUUGAAGCUGAAAGUAAAGUUCAGAACGAACAAAAAUCAAGCAAAAUAAAGAAUGACAUUAUACCUGAUGAGCUCAAAAAGGAUGCUCAGUUUAAAGAAUUUUUAGCUGUUCACCAAGAUCGUAAAUCUAAGCCUAUCUGGUGUGAUGAUACUGAAGAAUUCCAUGACAUCCAAUCUGGAUCUGCAUCUAGUGAUGAAGAUGAUACAGCUAAGGAUUCAUCCGAAGAACCUGUUCAUCAAAAUACAGAUGAAAAUAAGAGUGGAAAAUCCAAAGCACUGUCUGACGUAGUGAAGGAAACUAAAUCAACUAAGGUCUUUAGUGAUUUGCAUACUGUCAAACUCAGGAAUUUGCCUUUUUUGUGCAAAAAAAAAGAAAUAAAACAGUUCUUUCACCCUUUAAAAAUUGAAAGUCUUCGUUUACCUCCUAAAAGCAAAGGUUUUGCUUAUGUAAAAUUCAAAACAGAAAAAGAUAUGAAACAAGCUUUAAUUAAAAACAAAGGAUUUUUAUGUGGACGAAGGGUUGACGUCAUAAAAUACAUUAAAAAACAACCUGUUGUUGAUACAAAAGAUAGUAUUCAGAUUAAAGAAGACAAAGAAAAAAGCCUAGAGCAACUUGCUGAGACUGGACGAAUUUAUGUUAGAAAUCUGUGUUACACUGUUACCAGUUCUGAAAUUGAGGAAUUAUUUUCAAAAUAUGGACCGAUUGCUGAAGUUAACUUGCCUAUGGACUUAUAUACUAAGAAAGCACAAGGAUUUGCAUUUGUUUCAUAUGUAUUUGCUGAGCAUGCUGUGAAAGCAUUCUCUGAAUUGGAUGGUACAGUGUUUCAGGGGCGCUUACUUCAUUUAAUUCCAGCCAACCUCAAAAAAGAAUACAUUAAUGAAAAUGAAACUAAUUACAAGAAGAAGAAGGAAGCUAAAAUGAAAGCACUUAGUGGAAGUUCCCACAACUGGAACAUUCUUUUCCUGGGGAUGAAUGCUGUUGCAGAUGUUAUAUCCGAGAAAUACAGUGUUGAAAAAUCCAAGUUGCUAAGCGGGGAUUCAAAUGAAAGUGUUGCUGUUAGAAUGGCUUUAGCAGAAACUCAGAUGGUGAUGGAAACUCGAAAAUUCCUUUUGGACAAUGGUGUGGAAUUGGAUGCUUUCAGCCAAGCUGCAGCAGAAAGAAGCAAAAAUAUUAUUGUUGUAAAGCACUUGCCAGCAAAAACAUCAGCUGAAGAAAUGAAAGAACUGUUUUCAAAAUAUGGAACUGUAGCAAGAGUUAUCUUGCCUCCAUCAGGAAUGGUUGCUUUAGUUGAAUUCCAAGAACAGUCUGAAGCAAAAUCAGCUUUUACAAAGUUAGCUUAUUCACGGUUUCAUCAUCUUCCUCUUUAUUUGGAAUGGGCUCCGAUAAAUGCACUUAAAGAACCUUCUGUUCAAAAUUCUGAGCCUGAUCAAACAAAAAAAGAAAUUUCAGAACAAGAGCAAGUUGAAGAAGCAAAAAUUGAUGAUGAAGAACCUCCUCCUGAAACUACAAUUUUUGUUAAAAAUAUAAAUUUCAAGACGACCCAAGAGAAUUUUAAAAAGCAUUUUGAACAGUGUGGACCGAUUCAUUAUGCUGCCAUAUCUAUGAAAAAAGAUGUUAAAACUGGUAACAUGUUGUCCAUGGGGUUUGGAUUUGUUCAGUAUAAAAAAAAGGCAUCUGCUACAAAAGCAAUUCAAAAUUUACAGCUUUCUAAACUUGAUAAUUAUAGCUUAGAAGUUAAGUUUGCUAAUCGAGCAACCAUUCCAUCUGCUGCAACGUAUAGGAAAAGAUCAGAAAUUAAAAAGCAGCUCACUUCAAAAAUUUUAGUUAGAAAUAUUCCUUUUGAAGCAUCAGAGAAAGAAGUCAAGGACCUAUUUAAGGAAUUUGGAACUCUCAAGUUUGUAAGACUCCCUAAAAAGAUUGGAAGCUCUGGAGAACAUAGAGGCUUCGGAUUUGUAGAGUAUGUGACCAAAAAUGAUGCUAAGCGAGCUUUUGAGGCCCUCUGUCACAGCACUCACUUGUUUGGUCGAAGAUUGGUCCUUGAGUGGGCCAAUCCCGAAUCAGAAGACAUCGACGAGCUGCGGAAGAAAACUGCAAAAGAUUUUAUUGGCAGCGGUGGACCGAAAGCGAAAUUGAAAAAAUCGAAGUUGAAAGAAGACGUUGUUUUAGCAUCUGCUCGAUGACGAUCAGAGGAAUAAAAAUAGGUGACAUGUUCUUCAAACGUGUGGAGAAAAUUUGUAAUUUAAUGUACAGAAACUUUAGAAUAAACUUUUUAAACCCCGU
Molecule: messenger RNA, 2799 nt
Organism: Uloborus diversus
Lineage: Eukaryota; Metazoa; Arthropoda; Arachnida; Araneae; Uloboridae
Product: probable RNA-binding protein 19
Exons: 26
Coding region: 213-2699 (828 amino acids)
Molecular function (GO): RNA binding
Source: RefSeq, a predicted model, not a curated record